GUACUAGUCAACCUUUUUCAAACAGCUUUUAAAAGAUUUAGCCUUAAGAGAUUAAGUAUUUAUUUUUUAUAACUCAAUUUUGAUCAUUGCCAUUUAUAGAGCAAACAUGUAAGUUGUUCAAUAAUGCAUGUUCUUUGAAGACAUUACAGGGGGAAAACUACAUUGAUAUCAAUUUUUUGAUUCUUUUGAUCCUAAUUGUAGUUGUGAACUCUUAUUACCAUUACCAUGUGUAAACUGAAUAAGUGUUAUAUAUUAUGGUGUAACAUGCCAGUAAAUGGUUCAUGGGCUUCUAGUUUUAGAGAGCUCUGUGUGAAGUAAUUACAAUGGAGGAACCUUUAUAAAUUCAAUCGUCAUAUUCCUUGUAAUGACUUGUUGAUUUGAUUAAUAUGCCAGAAAGAUACAAUGGGAGCUUGUUCCGCACCUGAUUUACCAAAAAUGAGUUAAAAACCAUUCAGUAUUCAUUGUGAACUCAACUUAAUUAUUAGUAUUUCAAAGUUUUUUCUUAAAUUGUAAGAUUGCUUAAAGUUCAUAUCACUCUUAAGACAUCAUGUCAAGUCUUUUAGAUUAAAAUGGGAGAACAUCCGAUUGCAUUUUAUGUGUAGCAUAAACGUAAUGCAAUGACGAUGCAAUGACACAUUGCUGCCUAUAUAGGUUAAAAUUGUCUUCAGUUCAGGCUGCAAUGGUAAGAUAUGCCAAGAAUCCAUCUCUGUCUAUUGAGACCAUAGCCUUAAAAUGUAAUUGAUACCAAUGUUAAGAAUGAAAGCACUUUUGUCAAUCAUUUUAUAAAGGCAUAGAGAAACCAGAUUUCCAAAAGUUAUCAACAGUGUGUAAGGGUCUUCAAUAAAGAGGACAUUUCUCAUGAUAUUUUAAUUUUCAAAUAUGCAAUGUAGAGAAGAGGUAAUGAACAUAUUGCAGCUUUCUUAUUUUACCUUUAAAAAAGUUCAAUGGAAGUUGGUUAAUUGAUUUUAAGAAAUUAAUUUCUUUUCUAUCUGAUGUUUUAUUGUCAAGGGAUGUUAUUUCUUAAAAUAAACACCAAAUAAUAUACAUGGUUUCUUUGCAUGUUCACAUAGUCAAAUGUUGUCACUCCAGUCUUACAUUUGGAAGGUAGUAAUACACUAAAUAUUUAGCUAAAAUGUUUGGGGAAAUAUCUUGACAGAAACAAUUAUAUUUUUUUUUCAAAGGCAGUUUGACUACUUAUUACACCUGUAUCAAUUUAUGUCACAAUGGUAAUGAAUUUUUCAUGGUAAUUUAUAAUGUCAACUAAAAUAUUUUAAGCCUCGGGUAUGUAGGUUGGUUUUGGAAAUAGAAAACGAAUUUGCAUAUAACACUUUAUGAUUUGUAAUGUACAAUUUAAUGUUUGGUAAGAUUUACACCAAAGAUGAAGUGCUGAUAACACUACAUUUACACAUUAUAUAUAAAUUCUAUUUUGGGGUAAAAUUUACCAAAAAGUUAUCAAAAGAUUGUACAUAAUAUUUAUCAAAACAUUUUUCAUAAUUUUUGUAAAACAUUUUACAGGAAUUGGGUUUAAUUUUACAUCAUGAUUUACAUAAUAUUUGUGAAAUGUCUCCUCUCUCAGUUUCUCAACAGAGUGGACAAUGUUUCACGUCCGAGACAUGGAUGCCAUGAACUGAAGAGGAAAGCUGACAAUGCUGCUGAAGCUGACAGUGCUGGCUCAACAAACCAAAAGCGAGAUUCGUAUGGAUGUCUUAAUUGGCAACCACUAUCGCUACCAGAGGGGGAGACCGAGGAGUCACAAAUGACAAUCAAAGAGGAACUAAAGGAGCUUCAUAAAUCAGAACCUCAUGUCGAUAGAAGAGAAGUUGAAUAAAAAAAGGCAAAUACCUAUGCCUCGCAACGUAUUUCUUUGAACAAACCUGAUUGUGCACUGCUGGAUGUUGUUGAAGAAUGGCCGUAUCUGUUCGAUGAGACGAUUCUCCUUCUGCACUUCAAACAACUUGUAGGUAUGGAUGCGAAAGAAAAAAUCACAGAAGGGUUGGAAAAGAAAUCUGCCAAGAUGUAUCGCUUCUUCAGACAAUCUAGGUCCUUUGGGAACGUGCAAGAUAAGCGCAUUCAUCAAGUACUGAAUUCAGUGGAUGAAGCUGUCCUGAUGAUGAGAUGUGAAUCCUCGAAAGUCAUGGGGUUGGUCUACCUGGUGUCAGCAUACGUAGGCGAAGAAGUACAACACUACAUCUACCAACAGGAUUUGGGGCAACCACAGCAAACAAAGAACCAGCUGCCUGGACAUCCAUGCUUGAUUUCCAAAGGAGAUCCACUGGAGAGCACAAGGUUUUCACUUGCUGUCGGGGGCAUAGUGACAACACAUGUAGAGAACCCCAUCAGCGCUCUUGCAGUUUGGUUUGCUGCCUUCUAUGUAUUCAACUUGCAGUAUCCUAAAGAAGCGUAUGGGGUACCAGAGUUUAUUCAGAGGUGCUUCCUGGGCAUCAACCCACAAACAGGAUCAAAGGGAGGAAAGAGGAAGAUGCAUCCAGGAGUACUGAAAUUAGCAAAUCGUCUUGUGUCCUUUGAAAACGAGUGGGCACUUAACGAAUAAUAGCACAACCCAUCUUGAACCCCCCCCCCCCGGACUUCAGUGGCAGUACGAUUGAAGCAUCCGUCCUCUUUCGUCGUAAUGUAAGAUCCACGGGUACAAAUGCAGAAUGAAACUUUCAUUUUCGUCUGUAUCCUAUUUGCAUGUAUGUACAGUUAAUGGUAAUGUCACCCAGUGAAAGGAUCAAUCCGGACCAAUUAUAAGUUGAUGAUCCAGAACUUACUCAGCAGGCAUAUUCAAAUUACAGUGUUUGUUUUUUUGCAGUAGCAAUAAGAGUUUAUGUACUGUUGCUGAAGAAAAAAGGAAACGCACCUUGCAGAAAAAAACUAUCCAACAGGAUUAUUCACAACGGUUGUUCUUGAAUUAUGGUAUUAAAAACAAGUGGACUUGGUAAACAUGCAUACAUUGCUUUACAAUUUGCAUUUUUUACAUAAAAAAUAAGAAUAUCUGAUAACAUGAUUGCUUGUUUGUUUAACGAAUCAGUGAAGGAAAGAGGAUAACGUAAUAUAUAUAAUUUUUAAAUUAAUCAGCAAAAUAAUGAUUAGGGUAAUACAGCCCAUUAGUCCUAUACAGCACAGUGGACAUACAGACUGAGUUGAGAUUGCUCGAUAUUACUUUUUCUUGUGCAUGUAAGUCUCCUUUCAAGCUACUUCCAAGUUCUCUUUUUUAUUGCAAUGUUAUCGUAGUCUCCAUUCAAAGCUGUAGGAUCAAUAAGCUGUCUCUGAUUAGAAUUUGUUUUUUACUAUAGUAUUUAAACAAACUGGACUCUGUACUGUUAUUAUACACAUGCGAUUUGUAUGUGUGCAUGAUAAGAAUCUCAUGAUUAAAAAAAUUGACUAAAUAUAUACAUGCAUACAUUGGUUUACAAUUUGAAUGUUUGCAUCAUAAUUAUGCCUGAUAUCAUGAUUGUUUGUUUACCAAAUCAGCAAAAUUAAGAUUAGAUUUACAGCCCUCUAAUUCUACAGCCUAGUGGUGAUAAAGUUGAUUGUUUUGUUUGAUAUUACAAUUUGUUGUGCGUGUUAGCCUCUUUUCAAGCUAUUUCAAAAUGUUAAUGCAAUGUUAUGGUAGUCUCCAUCCAAAGCUGUACGAUCAAUAAGUUAUCUGUAACAUUGUGUUUGUACUGUAGUAUGAAAACAAACAUGACUCAGUCAUGUUAUUACACACAUGCAAUUAGUAAUUGCAUCAUAAGAAUAUGUUAUCUCAUGUUUGUUUACCAAAUCAGCUUGUAAAAGAGAAAAAAAACAUACUCUUUUGUUUGGGAUUACUCAUAAGAAAGCUGAUUCUUAGUUCUUGUACUGUAGCAUUAAAACUGAAUGGAAUCUGGCCUGCUAUAAUGUUAUGUAUAUGUUUUCAUUAUAAGAAAAUCUCAAUUUCAUGUUUAUUUGCCACAUCAAUGUGGAGAAGAGAAAAACUUCAAUUUUUGUUUGGGAUAACUGAUUACCUCUCAGCAAGAUGAUAUCUUCUGUUUAGAACCAGAAGGGCGUUAACUCAUAUACUUUAACACAGAGUCAACGCCCUUCUGGCUCCAAACAGAUGAUAUUUUAUCUUUCUGCAUAUGCAGUUUGCAUAAUGAUUGAAGUCGAUGAUUAGGAGCAGGAAUUUCCUAUAAAGAAACAACCUUUUUUUAUUGGUUCCAUUUUUUUCUUAUAUUAAUGUUUAAAAACGUUUCAGUUGUGUUGUGUUUGAGAAUUCAAGUGUUUACAGUCCUUUCUCUGCCAUAUCCAUGCUGGACGUCAUUGUUGCAAAUUACUUAUUCUAUGCUCUAAAUCAUUAUUUUAAAUUUUGUAUGUGACUACAUGAUUUUUAUAUUGUGAUGGUUUCUUCCUUCAGGAUGUUUCCUUUUUUAAUUAUCAAAAAUGAUUAGGCAGAGGACAGAAAGGAAGAAAAAAAAAAUCAUCUGACACUAAGAGAUCAGUUUAUUAUGCAGGGCAGAUGUCAGAUAAGUCACUUAUUUCAGCCUCAAUUAUUAUUUUGUUUUAGCUUUAUUUAUGAAACUGCUGGUCAGAUUGAGCCAACCUUGCUUGCCUGUAAUGUCUUGUUUCAUCUUUUCAUGAUAACUUUGUUCUCUUUUUAAUGUUUUCAUCAUAAAAAGCAAUUUGAAGAAAAUAUUCCAAUAUAUCUUUUUUCGUUUGAUGAAUAGUUUAAAUUAUAUUGUGAAACCUCAUUAUGAUGAACACUUAGUGCUUUUUGAUAUCACCUUAUCACUUUCAAUAUCUUGUUAUAUCAGAAGUACAAAAAAAGUGAAGAAGAAGAGUUUAGACCACAAAGAUCAUCUUUUUGUAUCAGGUACGUCAUUACAGAGCUCAUUAUUUCGAGGUUCCACCUUUUAUUUUUUUUCUAGGAUGUAUGAUAUACUACAUGUAGUAUGAAAAUGUCAGUGACCCCUUGUGAAUAUCAAUAAUUGAUAUUGUUCAUGUGUACAACAGUUCAACUCUUCUUGAUUUUCAGUGUACUCUUUGAACAAAUCAUACAUUACUCCAGUUACAUCACCCUCCUGUAUGAGAUUACAACAAUAUUUUAUUUGCCGUUUAAUUUACAGGACAGGUAUUUUACAUGAACAAAAUUAUUAUGACAAAUACCAACAAUGCCUGUAAACUAACAGUGAUCUGUUUCACAGGAAGCUGUUCAAGUAGUGAAACAGGGUUAAGUACAUGCAAUUUGUAAAUUUACAGUAUGUAAAAUCUGGAAACCCGAUUAAGCAGCACAGUUCCUGUAAUAGAAUAGGUUACUGUUAUUUUACAAGAAAAUACAACAUAAAAAUUACAGGAAAUCCCUGUACAAUUACAAUAUAUAAAACCAGCAAUAUCAUAAUAAUACGGGGCCAACUGUUAUAUUACGAGAAUAUAUUACAUGAAAAAUACAGAAAGUUUCUGUAAAAUAACAGGUUCUAAACAUGAAUCCGUACAUGUAAUUUUACGUGAGGCUGUAAAAUAACGGGCAUUCGUGGCGUUAUGACUGCCAGGAAACUUCCAGUAAUACAACAGGGUAACUGUUAUUAAACAAAUAUAUAUGAAACUAAAAAUAGGCAUUGUUUGUUAAAUAACAAUAAACAAAGUAUUAAAAUCUGGUAUUUAAACAGGAGAGUUCCUGUGAUAAAAUGGGGUUGCUGUUAAUUUACAAGAAUAUAUGACAUGAAAAUUACAGAAAGUCCCCGUAAAAUUACAGUAUAUAAAACCAGGAACAUGAUAUUUUAGCAGGAAAUCGCGUAAACAAAAUGGGGUUUACUGUAAUUUUACGAGAAUGUAUGACAUGAAAAAAUACAUUAAGUUUCUGUUAAAUAACAGUUUUUUAAACACGAAUCUGUUAUUUUACGUGAGGCUGUAAAAAAACGGGCACUCCUGGCGUCCCGACUGCCAGGAAAUUUCCCGUAAAAAUACGGCAAUAUUUUUUACAGUGUGUGUCUGUGUGUCCAUACUUCAAAGAUCUGUUGUAAAUGAGGUAAUUGCUAAACACGAAAUGACUUAUUUGUAUAAACCUGGCCCUAAAUUGGCUCCAUCAUUGUUUUCUUUUACUAAAAUUAGGGUGAAGACACCAUGGAUCCAAAUGUCUGCAUUCUGACAGAUGGUGAAUCCCCCCUUGACUCAACCCAGUUCAUCAUAACUGUCGAAAAGUGUUCAGUGUGCACAGUUGGCGACAUUAUCACUGCAUGUGCAUGUUACUUGGCAUGCUUCUACGUGUUCCACCUGCAGUACACACCAAAUGUGCAGAAGACUUUGACAUUUUUCCAAGUGCUACUAAUGAACAUCAAGGACAAAUGUCCAGUGGACAAAGUGUGUUGCACCUUAUCUUACGACUGAACAGGGUAACAAAGUAAAUCAUGGAAGACAAUGAGUCCACCAUGGUCAAAACUGCACUAAUUUUGGAAAAUCAAGUAACUAAUUUCCUAGACUCAUGUAGCAGCGAUCACUGCUGUAGCACAGAUCUCUCUCGUUGGCGGCGCUUUUUCGGGUUUACAGCUCUGGGUGACGGAGUUCAGUUCGCGAGAGUGUAAUCUAGACUUUCCAGAACUCUGCUAACCCUCUUCAAUUUUGAGGGAGUUAUGUGUGCUGCUUAUACAGAAAAAUGCUUCCACACCUUCAUUGUGGACUAAGAGGAAAGAUUAGGGGUCGUAAUUUAUUUUUAUUUUUUUUUACUUGUUUGAAAAUGCUGUAUUCCUUGACAUUUUGACUAUGGGUGUAGGAAUGUGUUUUGUCCCAUAAAGGUUGUAAUGGGAUAUUACAUGCUGAUUGUGUCAGAUAUUGUUGGAGAGAUUUAUCAAUGCUUCUUAUUGAUGUAACAUAUUUACUAAAUAUUACAUUGUUCAAAGGUAUUGAUGUGUAGAUGCUGUGUUUCAUGGCAUUAUUAAAACAUAUAUUGGAAGCUUGCAUUUAACAUGGAUAUUCUUGUAAUGUGAUUGUAUGUGCUAAACAGUAUCUCUUAUAGUUUUGGAGAGAUUUAAGUUUCUUGUGCAUUCUGAUGAGUUCUUAAUGAUGUAACCUUUGCAUAAUACAUAUGACAUUGUUCAAAGGAGUUGCUGUGUAGAUGUUGUGUUUCAUGCCAGUAAUACAAUGUCUCACACAUGCUAACUGAAUAGGUUUAUAAAAUAAUAUUGAAUGCUAUGUACAGCACAUUGCAUGAAUGUAUACCGGUGUAUAUAUAGUAUCAAUUGGAGUAAACUAUUGGCCAGAUUUUGAGAAGGUAUUUUGCACUUCCAUUUUUUCAUGCUAAAUAGUUUUCAAGGUUUUUUUUUCUUGUGUUUUCACAGGAAUAUACAGUAUCUGACACAUGACGUUAAAUACCUGCAGUUGCUUUCAGACAUGCGCAUGUUCUAUAACUGUAUAAAGAUACAGUAUUUAAAUGGAUGGUUAUUCUAGCUGCUGAUUUGUUGCCGAAUUCAGAAUAUACAAAAUAUGUUUAUGUAUAUGUAGAAUAAAAAUAAUCACAAAAUGAUUCAGCCAUAAGAUUUAAAUGAUCUGAGCCCAUAUUAUUAAAAAUUCAUUAGCUUGUACAGGAUUUGGAUCUAGUGGAUGAUUACAUGGUGUAGUAUUGAAUUGUGUUUACCCUUACAGGUAUUUAUUUUUAUCAUGAAUUAAGACAUAUGUUACUGAUUUAUUUUGUAUCUGCAGUCGUCUGCAGUCCCACAUGUUCUAUGUAAUAUAUUGUAAGAUACAGCAUGCGAAGUGAAUGUUAUCCUGCUGAGGACUUGUUGCUGAAUACAGAGUCUAACAAAUUUCCAUUGUGCUUUGACAACGCAUGAUGUAAAUUCACAAUAAUCAGGAUUGUUUCAAAAUUAUUCAGCAGAAAUAUAAAAUGAGAUUUUAGCCCAUAUUUGUUACAAUUAAAUUUACAUUUUCUUUGAAUAUGGAUUUAUGAUAAGCAAUUUAUUAGAUUGGCAACAGUUUCAUAUUGGAAAUUGUUAGUUAUUUUAUUUAAAAUUCAUAAAAAUGUUAAUUUUGUGUAAUGCAAUAUCUCAGUUUAAGGAGUACAAUACAUGUAUCAAUGCACACAAUGUAGCAAAUUAGGAUUUUAUGAUUCCUCCUGACACUACAGUAUCAUUGCUGUCUUCAGCAGUUGACUAUGAAGAUGAAAUGUUAAAGAUUUUUUUAAAUUGGGCCUAAUUUGAAUACUUUGCAAAUAACUCUUUAAAAGAGUAAAAUAUUAAAAAUGAUGGUAUUAAUGUAUGCUGCAAUUGGUCUGAUGUCCAGGAUUGCAGUUACAUCAAUCGUACAUUUGCACUGAAAGGUUGUUAAUAGUAUGUUUAAACAUGUUUAAACAUAAUUGUUACAGAUGUUGUCCUCAGUUUGUCAGUUUGUAUUCAACAAUGUUAUUUAAAUUCAUGUAUUUGAAUAUUGACAGUUUUGCUCUGUUUUUAAAUCAGCUCACCUGAUAAUAAAGAAUUUGCUGAUAUUAUUUCUGAUUUCCUGUAUGAAUUGAUUGGUGUGUCAAAUCAUUAUUUUCACUGUGUAAAUCAAAUAACCUUACUGUAACCGUUUGUUUAUGUAACUGUUUGUUUAUGUAUACAUGCACAAUUUUUUUUUUGGGGGGGGUGCAAAUAACUGCAUGACAAAUUGUAUUUCAGGCAUUAAAAAUUUAUUCCUUUGCAUGACAAAGCAAUUUUCAUGCUUGACAAAUUAAUUUGUGUGCAAUACAAAUUAAAUUCUUUGCAUGACAAACGACAAACUGAAAUUUGUCAAAUAAGACCACUUUCCACGACAAAUCAAAAUUUGUCAUGUACUACAUAAAAAUUUGUCAAAUAGACCCCUUUUCACGACAAAUUAAAAUUUGUCAUGAAAAAUUAUUCGACGAGUUAUUAGUUUGUCAAAUAAGACCACCUACGUGACAAAUUUUAAUUUGUCAAUUGACUAAACAAUAAUUUCAGUGUUGAUUCUUGCAAACUGGUAUCAUGAGAAUCAAGGCUGAAGGCAGGAAGCUAUUCAUUAGUUUUGAGCAAAAUUACAGCUCAGAAAUUCAGUCCCUUGUUCUAAAGAUAGUGACAAAUAAUAUUGCGGUGGUAACGCGGUGGUAUAAUCAAUGUUAGAUUCCAACUUACAGAAUACAAGCUUCUGUUUUGAAUUAAAAACAUGGUGCAUUUUUUUAUUUAUUGACAUUUUUUAAUCUGAUUCCAGAAAUUGCCAUACAGAUCCUACCAACCUUCUUCAAGGAAGACCUAGGUGAUAUAUUAAUCUCAAGUGACAAGGUAUGGUAACCGCAUAACCAGUUAGAAGUAAUUUUACAACAUUGACAUGGACUAGAUUAUAAGUUUCAUAAAGCCAAAACCUAAGAAUCAUAUUUUAGCAUUCUUUUGCACUCCGCUCUACAACUUCAGACUGCUGAGCCAACUGGUGGGUUGUGUUUAUCACAAAGUACACUGGAAUUAUGUGAUCAGGUACUUAAGAUUUACAUGCAUGCUAUGUGUGAUAACACAACAUUCCAGUCAGCCCACCAGCAUGCAGUUGCAAAUUACAGCACCAAACAAAGCUGAAUAUAUUCUGAGUGGUGGAAUUUUGUUAGUUUUGCAUUUCAUCAGAGUGAUUUAUUUGCCAAAAAUAUUGUUACAUCUUAUUAAUGUUAUUUGAAUAAUUAUUGAAAGAGAAAUAUUUCAAUCCAAGUAGGGUGAAAAAUAUUGUGCGUUGCUUGGUCGUCAUGCUGCAUGUCGCGCGUUUGCAAGACACGCUGUUAACGGGCUAUUUAGCAUGCAUCAGUCACAUGAUUACGCACCAUAAUCUAAAGAAAUCAAUCUUAUCGUUUUUUAUAAAACUCCGCCCGCCCAUCCAUUGUCCCAUAAUGGAUGGGCCAAGUUUCUAAAAAAACAAACAACAUAUUUCUUGUUGAGAAGCUAAACCACAUGCAUUGAAUAAGAAACCCUUCUUGUUAUUGUUUUUCAUUGACAGGUUGAUACGAAGCCCAUGUACAUACGUGUAUCCGACAAUCAAGAGGAUUCAUACGAGCUUGUUCUGGAGGAGCAAAGAGUCUGUCAAGUCCAGGAUAAAUUGCAUGCAUUGGCUUGUUACGUAGCUGGUUUUUACAUUUUUCAUUUGGGCUAUGAGCCAUCAGUCAUGAAAAUUUGAAUAUAUUGUGAGGUAGCCUCACCAACUGCAUCAGGAUUAUCUCAUAUCAACCUGUACUGGUUCAAGAACUGCCUUGUUUAUUUAUUGCAACAGCUGAAUGCAAAAUUGUUUUUGAAAAUAUGCUUGUAAAAAAAAAGAGAAAAUAGUAUUGUGAACAAGUCAAACAAAAGGACAAUAUUUUAAAACUUGAUUGGCCAUUAGUUUUGGUCUCGACGUAAAUGUUUUUUCUACAAAGUGCAGUAGUUGUACAUACCUGCCAACUAUUCAGAUUUUUGAGCUUUCAAAGUAAAAAUUCUGGAUAGUUCAGAUUUUUGAAAAUCUUCAUGAUGGUUAAUUCAAUCAUAAAGUUCAAAGAUUUUAUAUAUAAAUUAAUUGGAAAAAAUCUCCAUCUUUUCAAUUUGAUGAUUUUAGACUAUCAAUGUUGGCAGUUAUGGACUGGCAUUGUGUAUAGCUAAAACGUUUUGCUCUCUAAAUGUGAAAUGGUAAGUGGGCUCUCACUUUCUUGAGUAAAUCAUGGAAAAAAGUGAGAGCCAACUUUCAAGAAAGGAAUAACAAUUCCAAAAACAGUAAAUACAGUUCCAAAAAGACUGAAACACUAAAAAGGAAUUUUCAUUCUUUAAUGGCUUUGGAUCAGGGAAUUUUCUUUUUUUUUAAGUUGUCCAACAUUUUAUUGUGCUUUUGGAAUGAUUUUCAACUUUUAAUGGAAAGUAUUUUGAUUCGUCAGGUUUGUAAUAAAUCAUCAAAUUUGUUGUUUUUGUUUGACAAAAAUGAAUUGGUUUUGUCAAACAAAAACAACAAAUUUGAUAUUGUUAUUGAAUUUGAUGCAAUUGUUGCAUGGUACUGGUAACUGAAUUUGAUGUCAGGAAGUUAAACAUUGCUGCUCUUAAUGCCAGGGGCAUAUGCAGGUUUUUUUUUUUGGGGGGGGGGGUGGAGAAAUUUUGGAAAUUGGACCUUUGCAAAUAUUUUCCCGAAAUAUACCACAUGUAUUUUUAAUCAUCGACCAAAAACAGCUGAUAAGGGGGGAGGGGCGGCAAUUUGACAACCCAAUUUUUUUCAAACGUAAAAAAGGGCGAUUGGUUAACGCGUACACACAAAAGUAGACCUUUAGCAUUUUGCGAACGCACACCCCGCACCCCCUGCAAUGCAUAUGCCCCAGGUUUAUGCAAAGUAUUUUGACAUUUUUAGUGAGUUUGAUGUAGGCCCUAAUUGUUCUAACUGAAUUUGUUGCAAUUGUUAAAGGUCAAGUCCACCCCAACAAAAUGUUGAUUUGAAUCAAUAGAGAAAAAUCAGACAAGCACAAUGUUGAAAAUUUCAUUAAAAUCGGAUGUAAAAUAAAAAAGUUAUGACAUUUCAAAGUUUUCGCUUAUUUUUAACAAAAUAGUUAUAUGAACGAGCCAGUUACAUCCAAAUUAGAGAGUCGAUGAUGUCACUCACUCACUAUUUCUUUUGUUUUUUAUUGUUUGAAUUAUACAAUAUUUCAAUUUUUACGAAUUUAAGGAUUAGGACCUCCUUGCCUGAACCACAAAAUGUUAAAAUAAUGGAAUUCCACGUAUUCAGGGAGGAAUGAAACUUCAUUUCACAUGACAAUGACGAGAAAAUCUAAAUAUUUCAUAAUUCAUAUAAUAAAAUACAAAAGAAAUAGUGAGUGAGUGAUGUCAUCAGUUCCCUCAUUUGCAUACCGACCGGGAUGUGCGUAUAACUCUUUUGUGAAAUGAAGCGAAACCUUAAAAUGUCAUAACUUUCUUAUUUUACAGUCGAUUUUGAUGAAAUUUUCAGUGUUAUGCUUGUUGAAUUUUUCUCUUUUUAUUCGAAUCAAGUAUUUGUUGGGGUGGACUUGUCCUUUAACCAGUAGUGGUAACUGAAAAGAAUUUGUUGUCAGGAUGAAGAUUGCCUGUUGCUCUUAAGAAUAUAUCGAGGAGUUUUAGCUAAUCUCCUUUGCAGCCUGCGUAACACUCAUACUGUGACAGCAGGAGUCUCAAUCAGACUGCGAAGGAGAUUAGCUAAAACUCCUCUAUAUUUACUUUAAUGCAGAAUAUUUUGACAUUGCUAGAUAAUUUAAUGUAGGCCCUAAUUGUUGUAACUGAAUUUGUUGCAAUUGUUAUACAGUAGUGGUAACUAAUACAAAGAAUCUGUUGUCGGGAUGAAGAUUGUUUGUUGCUCUUAAGGGUAUAUAGGAGUUUUAGUUUAUCUCCUUUGCAGCCUGCUUGACAAUCAUACUGUGACAGCAGGAGUCUCAAUCAGACUGCGAAGGAGAUUAGCUAAAACUUCUCUAUAUCCUUAAUGCAGAAAAUUUUGACAUUGUAGUGAAUUUGAUGUAGGCUAGGUUUGUAACUGAAUUUGUUGCAAUGGUUAUUACUUGUAAUUGAAAAGAAUUUGUUGUCAGGGUGAAGAUUGUUUGUUGCUCUUUGAGGAGUUUUAGCUAAUCUCCUUCGCAGUCUGCUUGACACUCAUACUGUGAUGGCAGAAUUCUCAAUCAGACUGCAAAAAAAAUUAGCAUCCUUAAUGCAGAGUAAUUUGACAUUGCAGUGAAUUUUAGUAAAUAUUUUAUUAAAUGUUACUUGCUGGCAAGUGUUGACUGGAUCUGAUGUGUUUUGAAUUUGUUUCCUCAGGAAUUUCGAGUUUCUAUUAAAACUUACAAAAAUAUUAAUUAUCUGUAUUUGUUUGUUUAUUACAGGUGGGUGUUCUGACUAUUAAAUGACAAAUUAACGUCAAAAUGCAUUACAAAUUGGUGAAUGAAAAAAAAACAAAUUGAAAAAUGCGAAUGAGGAAUUAAAAUGUUGCAAUGACAAACUUUGAAAAAGGUUUGUCAAAUUGGACCACUUUUCAUGACAAAUUGAAAUUCGUCAUGUUAUGGUGCAUAACAAAUCUUUGGCAUGACAAAUUUAUUAAUUUGAUAAAUUA
This is a messenger RNA of Lytechinus pictus (painted urchin), 12996 nucleotides long. RefSeq lists its product as uncharacterized. NCBI's taxonomy places the organism in Eukaryota, Metazoa, Echinodermata, Echinoidea, Temnopleuroida, Toxopneustidae. The record is from RefSeq and is a predicted model, not a curated record. The transcript has 4 exons. The coding region runs from base 1964 to 2551 and encodes 195 amino acids.